AAGAAGAGCCCCAAUUCGUCAUUGUCAAUACAGUACAGUCGACGGAAUAUGUCGACUCCUUGAAACAAAAGAAGUGGCACUCGGUUGAAAGGGGAAUCGGAGCUGCCUUUUCCAAAACAUGGGCAAGUCGCGGGACUUGACUGAAUUCGAGCGAGGACUGAUCGUCGGCGCUCGAAGCGCAGGCUGCAGCAUCUCGGAAACGGUCAACCGGCUGGGCUUCUCCAAGACGGCGGUGUCGCGGAUAUACCGGGAAUGGUGCGUGAAGAAGAAGACUAGCAGCCUACGGGGGACCGGCGGGAGGAAACGCCUCGUCGACGAGGUUGGCGAGAGGCGGAUGGAGCGCGUGGUGGAAGCCAACAACCGGGCAACGGUCACGGAGAUCCAGACCAUGUACAAUUUCAGUGCCGAGACGCCUAUCUCGCACAAAACUACCCAGAGGGCCUUGAAGCGGCUGGGCUACAGCCGCAAGCCUCCCCGGCGGGACUCGGUGUCUCGGACCGCGCGGAAGAAUCCGGUGCCCCGGACCAAGCAGCAGGACCCCGUCCAGGGCUCUCCACUGAAAGAACAGACUGCCGUGUCGACGGACUUGGCUGGAGGCAACAGUGCGGAACAGGACACGGGGAGUAAAACUCGGGAGACUUUGCCAUACGAGGGUGCCCCCGUGAGUUGCAACCAGACGCUCCCCGAGGUCGAAGUCCCUCUACAGGGGUUUCAGUGUUGGUGAGGAUCCACAUCGCCUGGAGCCUUCAGAUCACCAGUGCCUGUGGCUCUAUUCUUACUUUGAACAAUUAAUUUCCAACCCUGGACACAUGACCCAACUUUUGUCGUCAUCAACAUUGAAAUGCACUAGCAUAGUAAGCCGAGGUGUUCAUACAAAAAGUGCAUUUAUUGCUGUAAGCCAUUGUAACGCGAUGCACAGUUGUGUAUGUUACCACCGUGCUGAAAGAUAACAUGAAAAGCUGCACUACGAUUAAUCACUUACGCUGUACUGUGCAUUCAUUUAAAAUCUAACUUGGAGACGCAUUUCUUUGGAUAGGAACACACAAGUGGUUUACUUACAAGUGAAAUCUAACCGAGCAUUACUUGGCAAAUGUGCUUUUCUGGAUUUAAAAAGUUCAACAAGCUGUGAACAUAUUGCACAGUUUGAAAAUGUACUUUGUGUGUGUGUCUGUGUGUACUACUAGUGGUACUGCUCCGCACUUGAAUCUCAUUUGAUUUAAUCCGUUAUACCUGUUUUUCUUAAAGUAUUUAACAAGGCCAGAAGCAAGGAGCUAAAAACAGUCGUGAGCAAUGGAAUGUUUCUUUUCUUCCCAAUGAAGUUCUUAAAUUAUAUUUUGAUCCAUGUGUCGAUAAUUGAAUGCAACUGGAAUUGUCUUGUCUGAGGUUGUUGUGUUUGAAUGUGAUUUUGCACCUUACAGUUAUUUGUACAGAUUUAAUUUUCACUUGAUUUGAGUCAUGCUAUGAAAUUCACCCGUGUCUUAAAAUUUGCAUGCAUUUGUGGCAUUUUCCUGAGAGGGUAACAUUAAUAUGCCUGCGUGUUACUAAAUAUUUGUUAUUGUGUAUUAAAUGUAUAUUUUAGUUA
This is a messenger RNA of Hippocampus zosterae (dwarf seahorse), 1582 nucleotides long. RefSeq lists its product as uncharacterized. Bases 119 to 724 code for a protein of 201 amino acids. The transcript has a single exon. The record is from RefSeq and is a predicted model, not a curated record. Lineage: Eukaryota; Metazoa; Chordata; Actinopteri; Syngnathiformes; Syngnathidae.